Alternaria ethzedia is the source of this 846-nucleotide messenger RNA. RefSeq lists its product as uncharacterized. Gene Ontology annotation, molecular function: transferase activity, transferring alkyl or aryl (other than methyl) groups. NCBI's taxonomy places the organism in Eukaryota, Fungi, Ascomycota, Dothideomycetes, Pleosporales, Pleosporaceae. Bases 1 to 846 code for a protein of 281 amino acids. Gene Ontology annotation, cellular component: membrane. The record is from RefSeq and is a predicted model, not a curated record. The transcript has a single exon.
AUGUCUGUCAUGGAGUGGACGUCGUCAGACAUGGGUGAGAGCAAAGAUGUCUCUACGCCUAUCGACAAUCAUCCCACAUCCAAAUUCGUCGCAAACUCAUCGACGGCCGCAAAGAAGAUCCUGUACCAUGCCCACACAUUAGUCCUCUUCACGUGCGACAACCUCAAAGACGUGGUCAUCCCUCCCGCAGUUUUCGGCGUGCUCGCCACUCUAUCCGGCCCAGCUUUGGAUUUACCACCCCAAGACGGUCUCGCGGUGUUGCGAAGAGUACCAACAACGUUGACAUGGCUUUGGCUGAUGCUAUUGCCAUGCUGCCUGCAAAAUCAGCGUCAUGAAUCCUCGCUCCAAGAAGACACAAUCAACAAGCCCUGGCGUCCAAUCCCAACAGGAAGGAUCAACACAGCGCAGACUACAAUCCUGAUGAUUGCUGCGUACCUGGCACUUGCACUUGUCAGUUACCAGUUCAACGUAGUGCUAAUCUACGUCGCAUGGGUUGUCUUCAACACCUUGUACCACGAUAUGGGCGGAAGCGACUACAGCGGCAUCUCGCGCAAUGCCAUCUGUGCUCUUGGCCUCAUCUGCCCUUUCAGCGGCGCCCUGAGCAUUGCCCUCGGCCCGGAUACUACGAUGAGCUACGCAGCAUGGCAAUGGAUCUUUCUGGUCACACUUGGUAUCAUCGGCACAACGAUUCAUGCCCAAGACUUUCGCGACGAAGCCGGCGAUCGAGCCCGUGGCCGGCGUACCAUCCCAAUUGAGUUGGGUAGAAGACGUGCGCUGUGGUCUGUUGUGGUGGCCGUCGUUUUCUGGACAUUUUAUGCACCGCUAGUCUUCUUGGGUACUCGCUGA